Messenger RNA from Thalassophryne amazonica, 1623 nucleotides. It is a transcript of the gene st6galnac4, whose product is annotated as ST6 (alpha-N-acetyl-neuraminyl-2,3-beta-galactosyl-1,3)-N-acetylgalactosaminide alpha-2,6-sialyltransferase 4. The record is from RefSeq and is a predicted model, not a curated record. Gene Ontology annotation, molecular function: alpha-N-acetylgalactosaminide alpha-2,6-sialyltransferase activity. Gene Ontology annotation, biological process: oligosaccharide metabolic process; ganglioside biosynthetic process. NCBI's taxonomy places the organism in Eukaryota, Metazoa, Chordata, Actinopteri, Batrachoidiformes, Batrachoididae. The transcript is spliced from 5 exons. Bases 165 to 1052 code for a protein of 295 amino acids.
UGCCGAUAUACCCCAGAGAAGAAGAAGAAGAAGAAGAAGAAGAAGGGAAUGUUUAUUUUUCGGUGUAGCGUUUUACUCAAAUUAACAUGGAGCUUGAUGUUAAACAGCUGAAGAAAUGAGUUCCGUCGGGUUCUGUGCAAAAGAGUUUCGCUGCACUUCUUGAUAUGAAGUCUAAGAGGCUCCCGUGGCUUUGCUUGCUCAGUCUGAGUCUUUGUGUCGUGCUUUGGUUGGGUCACGUGAUCACGGGGGACGGGCCGCCGCCUCCUGAGCUGAAGAGUUCCGGGCUCAGAGGGUACCAGAGGAUCAGCUCUGGUACCACCAACCAGUUCCUGGACUUGCGUUGCAGCCACUGUGCCUUGGUGUCCAGCUCAGGUCAGAUGCUGGAAGCUGGUGCAGGAGAGGAGAUUGACAAAACUGGAUGUGUGAUUCGGAUGAACAAUGCACCCACUGGGGGGUAUGAGAAUGAUGUAGGAAGCCGCACCAGUGUCCGUGUUGUGUCCCACACCACCGUCCCCCUGUUACUAAAAAAUGAGCAUGCUUAUUUCCAGCAAUCAGCAGACACAGCAUAUGUCUUCUGGGGUCCGGAAAGGACCAUGAGGCAAGACGGGAAGGGACACAUUUUCAAUAUUCUCCUGAAAUUAGCGAGAAAAUAUCCGCAUGCGAGACUCUACGCUGUGACCAGACAGAAGAUUCAGUACUGUGAUCGCGUGUUUCAAAAUGAAACUGGGAAAAACAGAAUGAAGACGGGGGCAUUUCUCAGCACCGGAUUCUUCACUGUGAUUCUUGCUAUAGAUCUGUGUGACAGCAUCCACAUUUAUGGGAUGAUCGAUGAUGAAUACUGCAGCCAAGCCAAUCACAGCGCUGUUCCUUACCACUACUAUGAGCCGGGCAAGGUUGAUGAGUGUAGAAUGUACAAGUUCCAUGAGCGUGCACGCUACGGGGGCCACCGCUUCAUCACUGAGAAGGCCAUCUAUGCCAAAUGGGCAACUCGCCACAAGAUUGAGUUUAAGUACCCUUCAUGGAGAAACUAUCAUCUUGAGGUAGUUCCUUGAACUUUUUGGUGGCACUGUUCACAUUUGUUUGCUACUGGUUUUCUUGACGUUUGUUGUUGCCAGAGCACUUUAUAAAAAAAGCUGUGUUCAAAAAAUUUGAAAUGGUUCAGUGUAAAACAACAACAAAAAGAUGUUUCUGUGUCAAAGUCAACCAAUUUUGCUGUCAUUUAGGAAGGAAGGGAGUGGUUGCAUAUUUUGGAGUUGAAACUUUGGCAUGAAUUACAACUUUCAGCAUAAUUAAUUGCAAUCUGCAGAUUUGUGCAGAUCCCCCACUCCAAAUCAGUGCAGUAGAUAAGUGAGUAUUUACAGAGGAAUCCUUCAAAUGGUGAUGCAAGCACCAAAUUUGGCACAAAUACUCCUUAGACAUUAUUCCUUGGCAUUCGGUUCAUCCCGUAGCACCAGUUCUGCUUAAAUUGGCUGUCUAAGCAGCUCGCAUUCCACGCCCAGCUCCAAGCCAGCAAGCCAGGCUUCUUAAAGUUUGACAAGAGGUUGAGAUAGUUUCUGCCAAGGCCUCUAAGCAUUCGCUUUACCAGAUAAAACUGCGAGCGGUGAAUACCAGCUAUCCUGAGGG